AUGGGUUCAGACUCAGGCACAAAUGACGUCCAGUCAACACGUCAAGAUGCCGAGCAGGAUAUCGACUUCUGUACUCUUGGGAUGUUCAUAAUUGAUGAGAUCCAUUUCCCACCCCCCAAGGACCCGGUGUAUAACAUCCUCGGCGGCGCGGGUUCCUACUCGGCUCUAGGAGCCCGUUUACUAUCUCCACCUCCACUCUCACGGUCCGUUGGCUGGAUUGUAGACGCUGGAUCCGAUUUUCCGGUAGAGCUCAGAGAGGAGAUCAAUCGCUGGCGGACGAGCUGCGUGUUUCGAGAGACGCCGGAUCGGCUGACUACAAGAGCAUGGAACGGAUAUAUGGAAAACGAGUACAGAGCUUUCAAAUACUUGACUGAGAAAAUACGUCUCGAUCACACGUCCCUCUCCCCAAGGCUGCUGAAGUCGAAAUCGUUCCACCUCAUUUGCUCUCCAGCCCGCUGCAUCGAUCUCGUUGAGAAUAUCCUGAAGCUUCGAAACACCAGUGAGGAGCUGCCUCGGCCAAUCUUCGUCUGGGAACCCGUCCCAGACCUCUGCCUACCGUCCGAGCUAGAAAACUGCCGCAAAGCUCUGCAGGUGGUCGACGUGGUGAGCCCCAAUCACCAGGAGCUAGCCGCGUUUUGGGACAAGAGCGGAAACACGUCGAUAGGCGAUGUGGAUCGGCCUCUUGUGGAAGAACUUACCCAGGAUUGGCUUUCGUCUACCAUUGGAACGGACCUGGGAGGAUCAAGAAUAGGAGGCGUAGUAAUUCGGGCUGGCAAAGAUGGGUGCUAUGUGGCGUCGCAGAACACGACCGGGCGGUGGAUCCCGCCAUACCACCGCUCCGCUGAGAGAGUCGUUGAUCCAACGGGGGGAGGGAACACCUUCUUAGGUGGACUCAUUGUUGCGCUGACCCGUGGAGAAAGCUUAAUCGAAGCCUCGAUUAUGGCUGGUGUUUCUGCAAGCUUUGCUAUCGAGCAAGUGGGUAUGCCGACGCUGGCGUAUGAGACUGACGGUUCGGAGACCUGGAAUGGGAUCCGAGUAGCCGACAGACUGACAGAACUCCAGCAGUGGUUAGAACUGUAAUUACAAGACAUAUGAAAUAUUACCAUAUGAAUACAUCU
Molecule: messenger RNA, 1118 nt
Organism: Eremomyces bilateralis CBS 781.70
Lineage: Eukaryota; Fungi; Ascomycota; Dothideomycetes; Eremomycetales; Eremomycetaceae
Product: Ribokinase-like protein
Exons: 3
Coding region: 1-1080 (359 amino acids)
Source: RefSeq, a predicted model, not a curated record